AUGGUGUUUUUGUGGCGCAGCCCACGAGCCCAGCUGCAGAGUGGGCUGAAGGAUGGAAGCCCGGAGAGACAAAAAGGAGAACAAAAGAGGCUGGCAGCCAGAGUCCGUCCUCCCACUGUGUCUCCACUGAAGCCAAGCCCCGGCCCCGCCUUAAACAGACCAGUCCGCCUUAAAACACACCAAUCCUCCCAAACACGAGGAGCAGGGGGAGAGCAGGAGGAGCAGGAGGAGCAGGAGGAGCAGGGGGAGCAGGAGGAGCAGGAGGAGCAGGAGGAGCAGGAGGAGCAGGAGGAGCAGGAGCAGGAGGAGCAGGAGGAGCAGGGGGAGCAGGAGGAGCAGGAGGAGCAGGAGGAGCAGGAGGAGCAGGAGGAGCAGGAGCAGGAGGAGCAGGAGGAGCAGGAGGAGCAGGAGGAGCAGGGGUAG
Knipowitschia caucasica is the source of this 423-nucleotide messenger RNA. The record is from the annotation of a GenBank genome assembly. NCBI's taxonomy places the organism in Eukaryota, Metazoa, Chordata, Actinopteri, Gobiiformes, Gobiidae.